AUGUCAUCACUUCAAAUCUUGUCAUCGAGGACCAACAAGCUCAUGGGAUCCAUACCUAGUGAGAUUGGAAAUUUAUCAUCUCUUGAAGUUUUAUUGCUUGGAGAAAACUACUUCAAGGGUAUGAUACCUAGAGAAGUAAGCUACCUUUCUAAAUUGGAAUGGAUUGAUUUUGUCAAUAAUAAUCUAAGUGGUACUAUACCCGAAGGGCUCUUCAACGUUACUACAUUGCGUACAAUUAAUCUGGCAAAUAAUCAUCUUUUGGUGGUUCCAUUCCCAACUCUCUUGAAAACCUUAGCCUUCUCCAAGUUCUUUGGAAUGUCAGUAAAUGAACUGGCAUCUGUUCCUUCCUCGCCACAAUUAAGAUUCAUAACUUCUCUUACAAAAUGCAGAAAGUUGAAAUCACUACUUGUGGGUGGUAAUAUUCUGCAUGGCACUCUUCCCAGAUCCAUUGGUAAUAUGUCUUCCACUCUACAAUUCUUUGCUGCAGACAGUUCAGGGUUGUAUGGCACCAUCCCAGAUGAAAUUGGCAAUCUAACUGGCCUAGAAACUAUAGAAAUGUCUGCUAAUGACUUGAGUGGAACAGUUCCAAAGACAUUACAUAGGCUUGCACGUUUGUAUUUGGCAGGAAACAAAUUAAGUGGUCCAUUAACUAGGAAUCUUUGUAAGGUGCAGAAUUUGGGAGAAAUUUAUUUGAGCGAAAAUGGACUUUCGGGUCCCAUCCCGGAAUGCUUAGGGAACGAUACUUCUCUAAGAUAUAUCCACCUUGAUUCAAAUAGAAUGAAUGGUAUAAUACCUUCAAACCUUUGGAACUUGAAAGACCUCUUGACGCUCAACCUGUCCUGCCUUAUCCUAGCUCUGGAAGUGGGAGUUGUGUUGAUUACUUUUUGGAGAAAAAAUAAGCAUAUAAAGAAUAUUGAAGAAUUGUUACGUGUUAAAGAAGUGGAGAGAGUAUCAUACUAUACACUUUUACAUGCAACAGAUGGAUAUAAUGAGAAGAAUGUGAUUGGUGCUGGAAGUUUUGGCACAGUGUAUAGUGGGAUUCUUGAAGAUGGAACAAUUUUAGCCAUAAAGGUGUUUGAUGUGCAACUGGAAGGUGCAUUCCAAAGCUUUAUUGUCGAAUGCAAGAUAAUGUUCGACAUUCGCCAUCGAAAUCUUGUUAAACUGUUAGGCUUCUGCUCCACCCCAAAUUUAAAAUCCCUGGUUCUUGGGUACAUGCCAAAAGGGAACCUUGAUGACUGGUUGUAUACCCAAGAUCGUUUCUUGGACAUCACUCAAAGAUUGAACGUAAUGAUUGAUGUUGCAUAUGCACUUGAAUAUCUUCACUAUGGUUAUCCAAAACUCGUGGUUCAUUGUGAUCUGAAGCAAAGUAAUAUUUUCCAAGAUGAGGACAUGGUUGCUCGUGUUGGUGAUUUUGGAAUCGCAAAGCUCCUGGGUAGUGAUGAUAGCAUUGCAUACACAAAAACCCUUGCUACAUUGGGUUACAUUGCACCAGGUGAAAAAUCUUUUGUCCUUAGCUUGUUUCAGUUUUCUUUAACUUCCUGA
Ipomoea nil (Japanese morning glory) is the source of this 1542-nucleotide messenger RNA. Its product is annotated as probable LRR receptor-like serine/threonine-protein kinase At3g47570. Gene Ontology annotation, molecular function: protein kinase activity; ATP binding; protein binding. Lineage: Eukaryota; Viridiplantae; Streptophyta; Magnoliopsida; Solanales; Convolvulaceae. The transcript is spliced from 4 exons. The coding region runs from base 1 to 1542 and encodes 513 amino acids. Gene Ontology annotation, biological process: protein phosphorylation. The record is from RefSeq and is a predicted model, not a curated record.